UUUUCAGCGGCAGAGAAGGCUUCGUAUUUGCUCGUAAUGUUGCUAUUAGCUCUCUCUGUGGCUGCUGGUCCCUGCGGUCCUGCACCUAGAUGCUAUAUGCACGUACUCUGCUUUCCCUUUCCGUGCAUGUGGGGCUUCUUCGCUCCUGCGCGCGGCUAUAUACUUUCAAAGCUUUCAAAAACACUGCCAUUGAAGAAACAGUCAGCAGCUAGAUAGCCAUUGAAUUUCUCUCUCUCUCUCUCUCUCUCUCUCAACCAUGAAAAGCCUAUGCAUUGAUCUUUUUAAGAAUUGCAGUGCAACCAGUUUGGCGGGUACUAGGAGCAGCAGAGUUUUAACUUACCGGUUUCAGAGAACCAACUAUCAGACGCAUCUGCCCUCCACCAAACUUACAUUCUCUUCCUACUCUACUAAAACUUGCUUUGCAACUCUAUCGGCUGUAACCUCGGAGGUGGAAGAAAAACAAACAUUCAAUCCCGACAAAGCUGGCGAGCUAGUUAAGGAGCUGCGAAACAGUUUCAAUUCGGGAAGGACGAAAAGCUAUGAGUGGAGAAUGUCACAGUUGGAGAACAUUGCAAAGAUGCUUGAAGAGAAAGAGAAAGAGAUUACUGAAGCUCUUUACAAGGACCUCUCCAAGCCUGAAGUCGAAGCAUUUAUAUCCGAGAUUGUUACUGCAAAAUCCUCAUGUAACGAGGCACUGAAAGAAUUGAGACAGUGGAUGAUUCCGCAAAAGGUCAACACUUCAAUUACAACAUUUCCAUCAUCAGCAGAAAUUGUGUCAGAUCCUCUAGGAGUUGUGUUGGUCAUCUCAACAUGGAACUUUCCUUUCUUGUUAUCUCUUGAUCCAGUCAUUGGAGCUAUUUCAGCUGGCAAUGCUGUUGUGCUAAAACCUUCAGAAAUUGCUCCAGCUACAUCUUCACUUCUUGCAAAAUUAGUAGAGGAGUAUUUAGAUAAUUCAGCUGUAAAAGUUGUUGAGGGGGCUGUUCCAGAAACAACUGCACUUUUAGAGCAGAAGUGGGAUAAGAUACUCUAUACAGGUAGUGCAAGAGUAGGGCGCAUUGUGAUGGCUGCUGCUGCAAAACACCUUACACCUGUAAUUCUAGAACUCGGUGGAAAGUCCCCAGCUGUUGUCCAUUCAGAUGUCGAUUUACAAGUUGCUGUUAGGAGGAUAAUAGCAGGAAAAUGGGCAUUGAACAAUGGACAAGCUUGUAUCGGUGUUGAUUAUAUUAUCACUACAAAAGACUUUGCUCCAAAGUUGAUAGAAGCUCUAAAAAUUGAACUUGAGCAAUUUUUUGGGAAAGAUCCAAUGAAUUCAAGGGAUAUAUCCAGGAUAGUAAGCUCAACCCAGUUUAAACGUUUGGCAAAGCUGUUGGAUGAGGAUAAGGUCUCUGAUAAGAUUGUCCUCGGAGGCCAAAUGGAUGAGAACCAAUUGAAAAUAGCUCCAACUAUCUUGUUAGAUAUCCCAGAAGAGUCUCAGCUUAUGCAGGAGGAGAUAUUUGGGCCAUUGAUGCCUAUUGUCACUGUUGAGAAGAUUGAAGACAGUUUUGAUGUCAUAAAUUCAAGGCCAAAGCCUCUUGCAGUGUAUGUUUUCACAAACAAUGAGCAGCUGAAGAAGGGCUUUGUGGAAAACAUAUCAUCUGGAGGAAUGCUCAUCAAUGACACCGUUCUACAUGUUAGCAUAAGCGGUUUACCAUUUGGAGGAGUUGGGGAGAGUGGAAUGGGUUCAUACCAUGGUAAAUUCUCCUUUGAUGGGUUUAGCCACAAGAAGGCAGUUCUUUACAGAAGUUUUAGUGGAGAUUCAUCUCUGAGGUACCCACCAUACACACCUGAAAAGCAAAGAUUGCUCAAGGCAGUGAUCAGUGGUGACAUAUUUAGCAUAAUCCUGGCUUUGAUUGGAUGGUCUAAAUAAUGAAAUUUGGCAGGCUCUAGACAGGAUGUCUUCAAUUCAGUUUUUCUUGUAUGUAAGUUGAUAUGGAUCAAUCAAAUUUAGGCCUCUUCGACUGAAUAAUAUGCAUUGCAAUGUAUGUAUCUGUAAUUGCUGUUCUGGUUACGUUAUAAUAUUGCUUUUCCCUACAAA
Molecule: messenger RNA, 2074 nt
Organism: Prunus avium (sweet cherry)
Lineage: Eukaryota; Viridiplantae; Streptophyta; Magnoliopsida; Rosales; Rosaceae
Gene: ALDH3I1
Product: aldehyde dehydrogenase 3I1
Biological process (GO): aldehyde metabolic process
Cellular component (GO): cytoplasm
Molecular function (GO): aldehyde dehydrogenase (NAD+) activity
Source: RefSeq, a predicted model, not a curated record